AACCUCCUCGAAGAACGUUCUAGCAACAAAUGCCAAUUACCGCCACUCAGUUCUUAACAACUGUUCCUCAUUUUUGCCUUCCUCCUCAAGAAAAUUACAACAAUCAAACGCCUUUAUAUAUAUAUAUAAGCGAUUCAACUACCCUUCUUCUUCAUACCCAAGUCAGAAGAGAAAAAAAAAACGCUUUACAUCUCUCUCUUUGUCCUCUUCUUCAACUUUUUCCCUUUUUCUUGUAAAUGGGGUUGAAGUGGAUUCUGAAUUCUGCCUUUACUCAAGUUCUGGGUCUCACAGAGAAGCAACAACAGAAUCAGAAGGAGGCAGGAGGAGAAGGAAUCAAGAACGUGGAGCAAGUGAAGGAGGGGCGAGAUUGUUUUUAUGGUGGAGAUUUGAACUUUCAAAGUGGGUUUCAAAUGCCCCUUCAUUAUCCUAGGUAUACCAAGAGGGAUUAUGAGGAAAUGGAGGAAGGUAAGUUGGAUUUGCUUCUCAAACAAUAUGGGCUCUGUUUUGAUGGUACCCUUGAGGAGAAAAGGGCGUUUGCUAUUGGGACGUUCAUAUGGCCUGACCAACUUUGAAUUUAUCCACAGUGCGUUUGAUGAAAUUCCUCAAAGAAAAAAUGACCCAGUUUUUAAGGUGUUUGUAUAGCUAGGUUAUGAAUGAAUGUGAUGUUGGUUUAAGAUGCAGAAAUAUUAGUAGCUGUGUCUUUUUUGUUAUAUAUUUUUUUCUUUUUCGACAAAGCUUUUGUUUUGCUGAUCUUGAUGUGAUUCUAAUGAAUCUUGUAAAAACCUUAUCACAUAUAAUGGUAUAUUAAAAAUACCCUAUUACUUA
Messenger RNA from Cucumis sativus (cucumber), 825 nucleotides. RefSeq lists its product as uncharacterized. The record is from RefSeq and is a predicted model, not a curated record. Bases 237 to 572 code for a protein of 111 amino acids. The transcript has a single exon. Lineage: Eukaryota; Viridiplantae; Streptophyta; Magnoliopsida; Cucurbitales; Cucurbitaceae.